CCAACAGCCAAGGCGUUGAAAAGAGCAUCAUAUGCAAAUUUACAGAGAAUUUCUUCGCAACAUAUUACGUUGUCAUAGACGUACUUUAACUGUCACCUCUUCAAGACCUCUUACUGCAACGCUCAGCCGCAAAAUGGCUUUCCCCCAGCGUCACUUUUACACCCCCGAGACAUCCUUCACCCCCCUCUUCCGCCUUCUUGACGACUUUGACAAUUAUUCUCGCCCAGGCAACGCUCAGCAACAGGGUCGUCGCUCUGGCCUGGCGCACUGGCAACCUAAAUUUGACAUGCGCGAGACUGACUCCGCGUAUGAGCUCCAUGGCGAGCUGCCCGGCAUGAGCAAAGAGAAUGUGAACGUUGAAUUCACCGAUCCUCAAAAUAUGCUCAUCAGUGGUAAAAUUGAGAGGACAUACACAUCUGGCACGCCACCUGCUGGAGCCUUAGAGGGAAUUGCAACGAGAGGCAAGAUCGCUGAGGGCGGCGAGGGACAGGCCAAGCCAUCUUCCCGCGAAGCAACCACCGAGGAUGCGACUGAAGAUACGGCCAAGUAUUGGCUCACUGAGCGUAGUAUUGGCGAAUUCUCACGCAAUUUCAGUUUCCCUACGCGAGUCAACCAAGAAAAUGUGACAGCGAGUUUUAAAGACGGCAUCCUCAACAUUACUGUUCCCAAGGCUGCUAAACAUGAGUCACGCCGCAUCACCGUCAACUGAUUGAUGUUUACUGGGAAACGGAGGGAAAGCAAUUUCGAAUUAUCACGGCAAGUCUAAUUGCAUUCUUCAGUUAAAACUAC
Trichoderma harzianum CBS 226.95 is the source of this 789-nucleotide messenger RNA. RefSeq lists its product as hypothetical. NCBI's taxonomy places the organism in Eukaryota, Fungi, Ascomycota, Sordariomycetes, Hypocreales, Hypocreaceae. Bases 134 to 709 code for a protein of 191 amino acids. The transcript has a single exon. The record is from RefSeq and is a predicted model, not a curated record. Gene Ontology annotation, biological process: protein complex oligomerization; response to heat; response to salt stress.